This is a messenger RNA of Dunckerocampus dactyliophorus (ringed pipefish), 7371 nucleotides long. RefSeq names its product metal transporter CNNM1. The record is from RefSeq and is a predicted model, not a curated record. Gene Ontology annotation, biological process: magnesium ion homeostasis; transport. Gene Ontology annotation, cellular component: plasma membrane. The coding region runs from base 69 to 2735 and encodes 888 amino acids. Gene Ontology annotation, molecular function: transmembrane transporter activity. The transcript has 10 exons. NCBI's taxonomy places the organism in Eukaryota, Metazoa, Chordata, Actinopteri, Syngnathiformes, Syngnathidae.
CGACCACCCAUGCAGCUGCUCCAUCCGCACACCACGUGACCCAACUCCCCUCCACUACUUCAUUCAGCAUGAUGGCUGUGGAUGCUGCGGAUGCUCGCUGCCGCAUCCUGCAUCAUCUGCAUCUGACCGCCAUCCCUCACCUCCUACACCUCCUUCUCCUCCUCCUCCUCCUCCUCUCCUGGCUGCCAGCACCGACUUCAGCUCUGCUCGGUGUCCGGCCGGAGGACACCCAAAGCGGGGAUCUGUCCGUGCAGGAUGGCGUCCUGAGAGCCACGGAGGGGACUCGCUUCAUUUUACGGGUGUACUACUCGGAGCGUCCCAACAUGAACUGGAGCGGUGCAGCUGACUCAGCUCCAGCAGCUCCGUGGAUCGCUUUCAUAGAGGAGCAAGAAGGGGACAGCGGGGGGAGGUCCAGAGCGAACCCUUGCGAGGAGGAGAACGCCCGGAGCUCUGACAUUGAACUACUGGGCUCUUUCAAAUCCACCUCCAGUCACAACUCGGUGCUGGUGGAGCUUCUUGCCAAGCAUCUACGCCGAGGAGAGGCGGUGAAGUACUACUCCAUGUGCGCUUUUGACGGCAUCAGAUGGGAACACUUCAGCACCAGAGACUUCUGGCUGGCUGUGGUGGAGAGACCGGCAGAGGCGGACGCGUGGCUGCAAGCGGGAGUCUCCCUGCUCCUCCUGGGGCUCUCCGCGCUCUGCAGCGGGCUCAAUAUCAGCAUGCUCGCCCUGGACCCUGUGGAGCUGCGGGUCCUGCAGAACAGCGGCACAGAGAAGGAGCAGAAGUACGCACGUAAAAUAGAGUCUGUGCGUAAGCAUGGCAACUACAUCCUGUGCACUGUAGUGCUGGGUAACGUGCUCACCAACACAUGCUUUGUGGUUUGGAUGUGCCAGAUUUUAGGCAUGACCGUCCUCUCCACAGCCUCAUGCACUUUAGGGAUAUUCUUCAUAGGGGAGAUUUUGCCUCAUUCUGUGGCGUCCCGGCACAGCCUCGCCAUCGCCUCCAAGACCCUGUGCGCCACCAGGCUCCUGAUGCUCCUCUUCCUCCCCAUUGCCUACCCUGUCUCCAAGAUCCUGGACAUCCUGCUCCACCAGGAGAUCAGCAGCUUCUACACACGGGAGAAGCUGGUGGCUAUGCUGAGAGUCACAGAUCCAUACCACGACCUGGUCAAGGAAGAGCUCAACAUCAUCCAAGGAGCUCUGGAGCUGAGGACCAAGACGGUGGAGGACGUUCUCACCCCUCUAUCCGACUGCUACAUGCUCUCGUCAGAUGCUGUGUUGGACUUUGCCACCAUGUCUGAUGUGAUGCAGAGUGGCUUCACAAGGAUCCCAGUCUAUGAGAACGAGCGGUCCAACAUAGUGGACAUUCUGUUUGUGAAGGACCUCACCUUUGUUGACCCGGACGACUGCACCCCUCUGAAGACCAUCACUGAGUUCUACAAGCACCCCAUGCACUGCGUCUUCAAUGACACCAAGCUGGAUGUGAUGCUGGAGGAAUUUAAGAGAGGCAAGUCCCACCUGGCUGUGGUGCAAAGGGUCAACAAUGAGGGCGAGGGAGACCCCUUCUACGAGGUGAUGGGCAUUGUCACCCUGGAGGACGUCAUCGAAGAGAUCAUCAAGUCUGAAAUUGUGGACGAGACGGAUCUUUACACUGACAAUCGGACGAAAAGACGAGUGUCGCACCACGAGAGAAAACAGCAGGACUUUUCCAUCUUCAAAGUGGCAGAAAAUGAGCUGAAUGUGAAGAUCUCGCCCCAGCUGUUGUUGGCAACACAUCGUUUCUUGGCCACAGAGGUGGAGCCAUUCAGGCCGUGUCACCUGUCGGAGAAGAUCCUGCUCCGUCUCAUCAAGCAUCCCAGUGUGGUGCAAGAACUCAAGUUCAACCCCAAGAACAAACACGCUCCUCAACACUACCUCUUCCAGAGGAACAAACCUGUCGACUACUUCGUCCUCAUCCUGCAGGGACGAGUGGAGGUAGAAAUUGGAAAGGAGGCCCUCCGCUUUGAAAAUGGAGCAUUUUCCUACUAUGGCAUGCCAGCACUCAUCCCACCCCUGCCAAUCGGUCAGAGGUUUUGUUCCCGCAGCAGCGGUCUGAACCAAUCAGACUCGCUGCUGAGUGGAGGCAGCGUGGGUCAGCUCUCAACGGGAGGGUUCUACUUACCGGACUACUCAGUCCGACAGCUUACAGACCUGCAGAUCAUUAAGAUAAUAAGGACCCACUACCAGAACGCCCUGACAGCCACAAGAAUGGACAGCUCCCCUCAGACGCCAGACCCAGUGGAUGGAGACGCUAAAGGGAGGCCGCCGGUCUCAGAGGCUCGCUCGCACAGCAUCGCCCUCCCCCUCACCAACACACACACCCGACUGGGACUGGCGCGCCUUGCACAGCUUCAUCCCAACAUGGGCCUUAGAAACACCUCGCAUCUCAAUCAACGAAAUAGGAUUGUUCGCAGUAAAUCAGACGGCCAGAGGAGUCCCAAUGACACAGUCUUCCUCCGCAUGGACGACAUUCCCUACAUCCAAGAGGAUCGACCGGAGAAUUACGGAGAAAAUGACGUGCCUACAGACUCUCAGACGUCCACCUCUCCUUACGUCAGCUCUCGCUCGCUCUCCAGCUCGGAGGAAAACAUAGGAAAGAAGCUUUUGCGUAAACUGAGUAACAAGAGGAGGAAAAAGUCUCGGGAUGCAGAGCAGAGUUUGGAGGAAUGUGCGGAGCAGCCACCAGUGACAAGCUAGCACAGUGAUGGCACACAUUUUCCCUUCCUACCCAACAGUCCCGUCUCAUAACGACUCCCUAGAUGCGCCGGCACCUCCCUGCAGGAGACUGAGCCAUUAUUAUGUGCUGUAGUUACCAGUGUACUCAGGUCCCCACUGACACUCUGCCCCAAAUCUGCCUCCCUUCGCACCUUUUGCGACUGCUGACAGGAAAAAAAGGGAACUAACGCGGGAAAACAGCAAAAAAUUCCCAAUGGCACUAAAUUGGUUAAACCAGCCUUUCACUGGGAACUAAACCUGAACUAAAGCCUGUCACUGAAGCCGUAAAACGUCACUUAAACAUCAGCAUAGCUUAUAUUAUUAGCCCCUUUCACACAGAUCACCAAAAAUAAGCUGCCUUUUGCACAGAACUCACCGAGGGAGGGAAGUUGUGCGCUUCUACACAGCAGCAAUUGCAGUCAACACAACAGGGCAGGAAGAGGGAGUGUCCAUGUGAAAGUUUCCACCUGCGUUCCAGCAUUCCCUUUUUACACAGACACCAUCCCGCCUCCGUUGCAGCUCUGAUACUACCGCCUUAAAAUUGGCAGGAUGACUUUGCUUCACCAUUCCUUGUCUGUAGCCGCUUUCACGCUGCCCUUAAAAGCUGGAUUUUCCCAGCUUAUUUCCCCGUGUCGCUGUUCUGUGCGAACAGCACCACCGCGGAAUGGAAGGACAACGUCAACCCGCCCAUUUUCCAGCUUCGGAAGUAGUAUCAGAGUGUAACAGAGGCGGAACGUCACCUGUGUGAAAGCAUAUUCCACAACGCCGGGCUAAUUUCUUCUUGGUUUGUUGUGUUGGAAGCAAUUCACCGCGUUCAAAGCGUGAUUGUGUGUCACUGCACAAAGCGCUCACAGUCCGGCUUUAGCCGAGUUAUGCGUAAAAGGGCAAAGACGGCUUAUUGCUGUAAUCUCUGUCGCGGCUAGUUUGCAGAAUCUCUGUGUGACAGCUGCGUUCUGUGUGAAAUGCACAGACAAAUAAAUGCGGGAUGCGGCAAUUUGACAGGAUUUCUGUGUGAAAGAGGCUUGUACGCGGAAAACUGGCAGACAAUGGGCAGCGUGAAAGGUGCUAAUAAUUGCAUUUCUGAAUCACUUCUGUCAGAGCACGUUCUUGUGACAAUUUAGAAGGAUAUUAUACACAAACUUGGUGUAUUUUCAUAGAAAAUGUACAUAUUUUGAAGGGUAAUGACGCUUUAUUUAUUUUUUUGCAAACAAUAAUCCCCUGACACAAACCGCAAUGAAAUGAUGGCAUUUGAUAGCAUUUCUGAGGAAAAAUGCAAGAUUUGAACAGCGUGUCUUCCUGGUAGCGCACAUGCAAAAAAAGUGCUGAGCAUUUUGUACAAUUUCCUACUAAAUCGUCAUGAGAACCUGUUGACUGGUAUGAACAUGUGGUUAAGGCAGCCAAUGAAAUACAGUGCUCACACAGCGUAAUGGUGCCAUCUACUGCCAACAAAUGAAGAUGACUACAGUACACAGCACACUUUUUGCACCGGAUUUAAAAAAAACAACAACAAAAAAAACAAGAGCCAUAUUCUCUUGAACUUGAAUGACUACUAAUUCUAACUCCUGCACUCUUUUAACGGGGUUUGCACAACUUUCAAAAUGUGUAUUGGAAAUGAGACCAUUUCUUACCUGUUUUUUUUAUGAUAAUAAUAUGACACUUACCAAAAAGGCAUUGGAAAAGAGCAAUAUCAGUCAUUGUAUGUACUGUACAGUAUCACCAGACAUAAGUGGGGUAUUUCUGUUGAUGCAUGCGCACAGGUUUGUGUGGUCUCUGCUUGCGUAGAGCAAUAACUCAUAGCCCCGCUACUAUAUUGUUGCCAUAACAACAAACGUACACUACCGCUUGAUAAAAAGUGGAACCUCCAAAGUUAAACACCCACCCGAUACCGUGCAAUUUGGAGUUUGACCAAAAAUUUGUUCGAAACGCCGAUACGCAUAACAUCGAUUGUUUGUUUUUUUGCUUUUUUGUGACAGUUAUUAAUAAUAAGAAGGAUGGAUUCGAUUUUAUGGCGUGAACACAUUAUUCAUUCACUCCUCAGUCACACACUGGUGGUGCUAAUGUACAUCUGUACCCCCAGCUGCCCCGAGGUAGUGUGACGGAAACGUGGCUGCCAAUUCCCGCCUACGGCGUCUCCGACCACCACCAAAUAUCCAUUCACAUUCAUACCGGUGUGGGCAGCACGGUGGGUGAACUGUCUCGCCCAGGGACGCAACGACAGCGAGUGGAGGCCGCGAGGACUCAAACGAGCGGCCUGCUUUGCCUUGCUGAGCCACUGCUGCCCAAAAGAAGGAGGAGCUUGUGUGACUGUUAAAAUGCGACUUAAAACUUGGGACUCGAUGGUGACGGUUUGACCUCGCAACAAAUUAUUUCUUCAGCAGUAACUCGGUUUUUGUCAUUCAUUUGUUCCAAAAGGUCAGAUAAAAACCAAAACGUAUGAAAACCGAGGCAAAAAAAUCUCAGAAAAUACAGUCGUCCCUCGUUUAUCACGGUUAAUUGAUCAGUACAUUUCUGCUAAUUAGGAUUCCUUAUUUAUAAAUGGAAUAUUUUUGUAGUUAGAGCAUAUAAAACCUGUUUAAGACCUUCUAAAUGUGUAUUUUUAGCAUUAUUAGAGCCCUCUAGACAUGAAAUAACACUCCUAUGCACUUUUACACUUGUAUUACCAAAAAUAGUUGACAUAAUAACAGCAAAUAAGAUGUCUUAGACAUAAAUCAGACAUUACAUAUACUACUGCAACGGUGCAGUGAACAUUCACACAGGAGCUGCUGUCAGCCACAACUCAUGCCACCCACUGACACUCUCUACACUGCUAACCAUGCUAACACUCAGCAGCUCUACAGCAGCUGGCUGAUGUCACUUCCCAGACCCCGCCUCGUAAAGGCGCACACAACGUCACAAAUAUUACACUACUGUACAUCUUCUAAAUGCAUUGUAUUUGCAUUUUCGUUCAAUUAGCCAUUUCAAUGAUUGAAAAUGCUUAAUUUAGCCCAUGAACACGUACAAUGUGCUUAUAUAUGCAUAUGUUUUGUGAUCAUUUAUUAAUGCAGUUUUGAAAAACCGUGAUACAGUGAGGGCGUGAUGUUGUUGCGAGGGAUGACUGUUGUGUAAGUCCAAUUCAUUAAAAACACCCAAAAAUAUGAACAAAAAUACAUUUUAUAGAGAAUAGUAGGAGUUUUACAUGCAGAAAAAAUUGCAAAGUUAUUAUAAAUGGUAAAUGGAUGGAACUUAUUGUUGAUACAGGCUUCCUGUACAUCAUGGCGAGAUCAAAUGCAAUCGUGUUUCUCACCUUUAUCAAAUUGCUGGCACUCGCAACUUUCUUUGGCCCCAUGGCGGGUUAUUUGCAGCCGCAGUCACGCUCAAUAAUAAAUGCACGGGCCUUGAGUCAGGGACAUGUAGGGUGCUUUGACACAGGACAGGGCAAACGGACUAGUUUGUUAAGUGCAAUACUGUACAAAAACUGAGGCAACAUUUUAGCAUAAAUUUUAGCAACGGAAAGGGAGGUUUGCCUGCAUUUCGAUGAUUUCCAAUGGGAAAAAUUAUUCUGAAACUGGGCUUGUGUUCGCCCUUGGAGGUUCCACUGUAUUACAAGGCAUUUACAAAAGAAGUCCUUUUUAGUGGCUUUUUAACACACUUUACUUCCUACUUGAGCCAAAAUGAUGACAGGGAAAUUAGUUUCUAAUGGCAUCUGUUUCGAUGAAAAAGAUCUAUAUUUGGCACGGGUGCAUCCAGAGCAUAUCCCGACAGGAAGUCACGUGUCAAUAUGUGCGUCCCCAAAGCAUUCUGACACCACCCUGCAUCUUUUUAAAAACACAUAUGCCUGUUUUUCACUGAAGCUGCCUACAGACCAAUUAAGGAUAAGCUAACAAUGUUUUGGGAGGGAAGUUCUAUUUGCAUGUUUGUUUAUGCUGCCUAUAAAGUAGAAUUGCCCCCCCCUUUAGAGGGUGCGUUUGCAUGCUGGGGUGGGGUAGGGGCGGGUGCAUGAAUAGGAUAACCUCAACCCUGCUGUAACUUCUCCCAUAAAGAGACUCCCAGUGUUGCUUGUGUACAGACCUCGCUAAGGUCCUUAACUUGAUCAAAUACGGCUGCAUUUCCUAUAGCUGCUAUUGCCAUGUGAAAACAGUUGCUUAUGGGGAGGCUCACGGGGACAUUAGAUACCACUCAAGGACAUUUCAAGCCAUUAUUUAGGAAGCUAGAAGGGGAGUUAUGAAAUAGUAAUGCAUCUAUUAUAACUAAUGCAGCCACUUAAGCUGGCUUUUGGUUUAUCUGCUCUGAAAAAAAGUUGGAUCAAUAUAAAAGCAAUAUGACGCAAGCAUCGACGUCAAGUUCUUUUAAAACACACAUGAAUACAGGUUGGUUGGAGCCGUCCAUUCUGCCUGCAAGGGGAGAGAGUACAAAAGGAUACUGCACUGCUCAGCAUUUGGCAUUGACCCCACUGUGUACACAAAGUGUGCAAAAAAGGGGAUGUUUUUACAGGUUUUGCCUCUGGUGAAUUGAUCCACGCGUGUUUACCGGGGAACCCUGCAAAGUCAUUUGGAUGUUCAUGUGCUGUUACCCAAAGAUAAUUACAAAACAGAACAAUGAUAAAUCGUUUAUCAUAAACAAUAAACUAGCAGAGCUACUA